AAUUGUUCAAACUUCAAAGGAAGAAAUCUUGUUCAAAGGAACAAAUAAUACCAAAUAUAUGAAUAAAUACAUGUCAUGUUACAAAAUCUUGUUCAAAGGAACAAAUAAUACCAAUUAUUAAAAAGUAGGCUCUAGAAGAAAAUUGUUAUUCUUCAUCGGUCAACGGUGGUUCGUACGGCGGUGAACGACGUUCCUUUUUCAGUGGCGUCGCUUGAUUGGCCAGGGCAUACAUGGACACUAAAUUUAAUGACUAAAAUGCCACAUGUGUAUUAUAUUGAUCGGCUUAAUUGCACUUUUGCCCGACCAACUUGCACAAACCGGCGAUAAGGUAUACACAAAUAUGAGGUAUGAGGUAUUAUAUUGUUCGGCUUAGAUUCAUUCAUUAAAUGAUGUAUGUGGUCCAUAAUAAGGAUUAAUUGAAUGAAUUUAAAAUGUAAAUUUGAUUAUAAUAGUGACCGGAGGGUGUAUAUCUUUAUUUGACUAGUAGACGUGGUAUUUAUUAAAAGUAUCCUUAAUACCUCAACAUGGCGCCCUACUUUGGAGAAUUGAGUUAAGUUAAACACUCAUGGUGUUGCUUAUCAUUUUACGGGACACGGGCGACGUGUGGGGGCCUGACAGAGCUUUUCGUAAGGGUUUUUAGUGCUAGUUUUUGCUUGUGUUCUACUGUGGUUCUAAGCUUUAGGGUAUAUAUCUAGGUCUGAAGCUUGCGCGUAAAAGAAGAUUCUAUCACAUUAUUGAGAGUGACUCUCUUACUGCUAUCCACUCUUUAAGUUAGGGUUGUUGAGUGAGUCACCCUUAUUAUCCCUUUGUCGUAUUUUAGCCUUAUCUAGAGUCGGUUGUAAGGUUCAUUGGAAUCAUAUAUUAAGAGAAGCAUGGUUUAUUCUCUCCUUGCUUUUUCAUUCUUUUGAUGUUAUUCAUGCUUUUCUUUGUAUCCCCCCUAAUGGCUCUGACGUUGAGGGACUUUUCGUUAGCUUUUUCUGUUCGAGCGUCUACCUGUUUAUUCAUAAAAAAAACAUAUAAUUUAGCACCACAUCUUAUUUUAAUUUUCGAAUAUUUUAAGUUUCAAAAAUACUAGAGAUUACUCAUACUAGUUUCAUAUUAAGUAUUAUUUUUAUCCUUUGGAAGGCAACUGAUAAAAUAGUCGAAGAAGAACGAAUGUUGGAGACUUAAUAGGAGACAAAAGUAUGUAUACAUAAAGAUACCAGAAAAGGUGUAAGGGACUAAGUGGAGAAUUGAAGAACAAGACUUGAAGAAGAAGUAGAAAAAUUAAAGAGUGUGCUAUGAAUGUGAUGGAUAUGAAUAAGGUAGUGGAGUGUUCAAACUCAAAUCUUCUUGAAGAUUUGUGGGUAAUUAUAUCCAAAAAACUGAACACUACGAUUGAUGUUGUUCGAUUCCGUAGUAUUUGUAGAUUUUGGCGCUCUCUUCUUCCUCCUCCACCUGCCUCUCACAACCUUUGCAUUCCACAUCAAAAUUAUUUUCUACUCCAAACCAAAAUAUACCACAUUGAACCCUCACCACAUGAUCACAACCCUUCAACUUCUUGUUCUAAUCAAGGUGGGAUCAUUAAAGUUUUUCAAAAUUCAAAUUCCUCCAAACUUUAUCUCUUUGAUCUCUUCACUAAUACGAGAAUUCGAGCCGAGGAAAAUACCGAAAAAGUUUUGGAUUUGAUGAACUUUCGAGUUGUUGAGUUGUCUGAAGUAUAUACUCGAAGUCAUCAUGAAGAUAAAAUUGGUUUUAAGUGUGCAUCCCGUAAUAAUGUUUGCAAUGUUUGCAAUAUUUGCAAAGUAAUCUUGUUUUCUAUUGAGGGUCGUUGCAUGGUCUUUGCACUGCAUAAUGAUAAAGAGUUGACUGUUUCCAAUAUUGGAGAAAAGGAAAAUAUCAUGUUAAAUGAUGAUUGUAGAGAAAACAAAUAUUUUGAUGAUAUAAUACAUUACAAGGGACAACUUUAUGUUGUGGAUAAAAUGGGAACAAUUUUCUGGAUCAAUGCUCUUUCCUUGAAGUUGGUUCAAUUUUCACCAAAAAACAUGUACCAUUGUGCUGAAAAUAGGCAUAUAAGGGUGAAUUCUAACAUAAACAAGAAGCAAUUAGUAGAGUAUGAUGGAGGUCUAUAUGUGGUUGAUUUAUAUAUCAAUGAUGAAAGGUAUUACAAAAGGGGUUACUUCUUGAAGGCCGUUUUUGUGGAAGUUUAUAAGCUUGAUCAAGAAUGGGGUAAAUGGUUAAAAGUAAAAGAUUUGGGUGAUGUUUCGUUUGUUUUGGAUAAAGACACAAAUUUUGCAUUGUUGGCUCGAGAUUACUAUGGGUGUGAAGAAAACUGCAUCUACUUCUAUUAUGAAAGCAGGGCAUCUUGUUUCAACUUGAAGAGUUUAGAGUCUAAACCUGCUGACAAAUUUUGGAUUGGUCCAACUUUGUUCCAUCCAGUGAUCAAUUAAUUUGAAGGCGCACCCUCAUGCAAGGAUACAGAAAACCACCAAAUUCAUUGAAGAUUUGUAUUUAAAUUUAUGGAUAACCUAUCCGUUGCAGAAUUAUAGAAUUGAACUUAGGUCACAGUAGAUGUGAGCAUAUGUCUGACCAUCUCUGCCAAUUGUAAUUGGUAGUAGUAAUCCUAGUUUUUAAUUAUUGGUAUGAUUUGUUCCUUUGGAUAUGAUUUUGUUUCAAUAUUAGGUGACAUGACGUAUUUGUUCAGUAAUAGUAAUUUUGAAACUGAACUUGGUGAAUUUUUAAACCUAAACGGUUGAGGACUUCAUUGGUAGAAAUUUUUGCCACACUACUAUAUCUUA
Molecule: messenger RNA, 2777 nt
Organism: Medicago truncatula (barrel medic)
Lineage: Eukaryota; Viridiplantae; Streptophyta; Magnoliopsida; Fabales; Fabaceae
Product: F-box protein At4g35733
Exons: 4
Coding region: 1281-2429 (382 amino acids)
Source: RefSeq, a predicted model, not a curated record